Molecule: messenger RNA, 1188 nt
Organism: Chinchilla lanigera (long-tailed chinchilla)
Lineage: Eukaryota; Metazoa; Chordata; Mammalia; Rodentia; Chinchillidae
Gene: Ca5a
Product: carbonic anhydrase VA, mitochondrial
Exons: 7
Coding region: 98-1030 (310 amino acids)
Cellular component (GO): mitochondrion; cytoplasm
Molecular function (GO): carbonate dehydratase activity; zinc ion binding
Source: RefSeq, a predicted model, not a curated record
UUCUCCAAAGCAGGGUACACUGCACCUCAAGGCUCUGCUGACCAGGUGCCGUCAGACAGAGGAAAGCGUCUCCCUCUUAGACGGGGAGCUGGCCCAGAUGCUAAGGGCCGUGAGGCUGGGGAAGGCCCCCUGCAAGCCCUCUGGCACCCCCUUCCUGCUCACGUGGACAUGGGGGGCUCCCCCGGGUCCUGCACUGGGGCCGGAGCGGCGGUGUUCCUGGCGGGCCUGCGCGCAAAGCCCCAGGGGCGACGCUUGGCACCCCCGCUGGACAGGCCAGGUCUCCGUGCCCGGGGGCACCCGGCAGUCUCCCAUCAACAUUCUGCGGCGGGACAGUGUCUAUGACCCCGAGCUGCCGCCGCUCAGGGUCUCCUACGACGCCGCGUCCUGCCGUCACGCGCGGAACACUGGCUACCUCUGCCAGGUGGAGUUCGAGGAGGCCGCCACGGGCUCGGGAAUCAGCGGGGGGCCCCUGGAGAACCACUACCAGCUGAAGCAGUUCCACUUCCACUGGGGAGCGGCGGAUGGGCGGGGCUCGGAGCACACGGUGGACGGCCGUGCCUUCGCCGCCGAGCUGCACUUAGUUCACUGGAAUCCCACGCGGUACCCAAGUUACCAGGACGCGGUCAUGGGGGAGAAGGGCCUGGCUGUAACUGCCGUCUUUCUGAAGCCAGGCACCCUGCACCAGGCCCUGCAGCAGCUGGUGGAUGUCUUGCCGCAGAUAAAACACAAGGACACGCAGGUGGCCCUGGGCCCCUUCGACCCCUCCUGUCUGCUGCCUGACUGCCGGGACUACUGGACCUAUGCAGGCUCCCUCACCACCCCGCCGCUGGCCGAGACAGUCACCUGGAUCAUCUACAAGAAGCCUAUCGAGGUGGCUCCCAGCCAGCUGUCCGCAUUCCGUGCACUGCUGUUCUCCGCCGUGGGUGAAGAGGAGGCAGCAAUGGUGGACAACUUCCGCCAGCCUCAGCCCCUGAUGAAGCGCACGGUGCGCUCCUCCUUCCUGGGCACUGAGGCACAAAUGAGGGCCUGACGUUCCUGAGUCUACAUGAGCGGGCAGAAUGGACGUGGCAAGGGCUAGCACACACCCCAGGCUUCCCCAUCUGACCCCUGUGACCCCCAAAUUAAACAGGGAACCGUCCUUGUUCCCACCAUGCGCUUUCUGGUCUCAAGUAAAAGAAAUCACUCUAA